ACUCCGACUGACGGGAUGACGGAGCGCUUGGGCGGCCGCCUGACGGACUGAGCGAGGCCGAGCCGCUUCUCCGCUUCGCUCCGCUCCUCGGCGGGGCCGCAGCCAGCUCCAGCUCCCCCAGACCCCGAGGCCCAACCGCCCCCGUGCCCCCUCCCGUGAGGCAGACCUGCCCCCUCCAGGCAGGAUAAGCCCGCUUUCCUUCACCUCAUUCAGGUCACCCCCUUGAAACGCCCCCCCUCUUUUUCCCCUUCGUCCCUCUCCACCAUUCCCGCAGGCCACCCAGUUUGGAGCUGCUGCCCCUUCCCUGCCCAGCUUCAUGCAACCAGACGCCCGCUAAGGUCCCUCACCCCUUUCCUGUGGCCUCCUUGUUGGGCCCCAAGGCAGGCCCCCAACAUAGAUUCCCCAAAUCAGAUCCCCCACAUUUAGAACUCCCCAGGUCAGAACUCCCUUCUUCAAUCAGAUCUCCCAGAUUUAGACACUCCCCAGGUCAGGGACUGCCGCCCCCCCCCCCUCAAUCAAACCCAUCAAAUUUAGACAUCCUCCAGGUUAGAACUCCUUCCUUUAGUCAGAUACCCCAAAUUUAGACAGCCCCCAAGUCCGACCCCCCCACCCCAUUAGUCUUUGAGGCAAGAAAUUUGUUCCAAAUCUCUUGCCUUGGCUGACACCAUUUAGACUGCCUUGUCCACCAGUCCUGAAUCAUCUCCAGCCUCUUCAGCCAUGGCCCUGUUUCACCGUUUGGCCAGUUACUUGCAGGAUCCGGAGAAAGUUGCCCAUUUCCAAAGACUGUGUGGUGUGGAGGCUCUUCCAGAUUGGCGUUCUGGCUCCUUGGAAGAGGCUCAAGAAAAAAAGAGGUCUGAAGUCUUCUUGGUCAACGGGAGCAGCCCUGUGCCUCAGGCAGAUGGUGAAGGUGAUGGACGCCGCCGGUUGCGAGGUGCUUUGGAUGCUGGGGAGAAGGGUGAUGGGUGGCACUCGAAUAGCAUGAAGAAUGGAGUAGUUUCUGGAGAAGCCUGUGUGGCAGAAUCCCAGCAAGGGCCUCAGCAGGAAGGGAAGAAGCAGAGCUGGAGUGCGAAGAAGCAGCCCCGGCGCAACUCUCUGGUGGGGGAAUCCGUGUGCCAAGCUUUCAGAAUCCACAGCCACUUCCUCUAUUACCUGUUCACACUGGGCACAGAGUUGGGCAACGAACUCUUCUAUAUACUGUUUUUCCCUUUUUGCAUCUGGAAUGUGGAUGCUUGGAUCGGCAGGAGGGUUAUUAUAAUUUGGGUCUGGGUCAUGUACUUGGGCCAGUGUACCAAGGACAUUAUCCGCUGGCCGCGGCCUGCCUCUCCUCCAGUGGUGAAGCUGGAGGUCUUCUACAACUCUGAGUACAGCAUGCCCUCCACCCAUGCUAUGGCAGGCACUGCCAUCCCUUUAACUCUGCUUCUGCUCAGCUACGGACGGUGGCAGUAUCCAGUGUUAUACGGGCUGGUUCUUGCUGUCUGCUGGUGCUUACUGGUUUGCUUUAGUCGAGUAUAUAUGGGAAUGCAUUCAAUUCUGGAUGUCAUUGCUGGAUUCUUUUAUGCUAUUCUGAUCCUGGCUGUCUUCCUUCCAGUUGUGGACCUAGUUGAUAGCUUCAACUUAACCUUCAAGUACGCUCCACUAAUCAUCAUCAGUCUUCAUCUUGCCCUGGGGAUUUUCUCCUUUACUCUUGACACCUGGAGUACAUCACGAGGGGACACAGCUCAGAUCCUUGGCUGUGGAGCAGGAGUUGCUUGUGGUUCUCAUGUGAACUACUUGCUGAAAUUUGUUUCAGAUCCUUCCCCAGAAGCACUGCCCUUCACAGUUCCCUCUCUCACGGUGACUGCCCUUGGAAAAUGCAUGUUGCGGUUGUUGAUUGGAGUGGUAAUUCUGCUGCUAACAAAAACGGCCAUGAAGAAAGUCACCAUCCCACUGGCCUGCAAAAUCUUCUGCAUCCCUUGUAAUGAUGUCCGACAAGCCCGGCAGCGUAUGGAAGUAGAACUGCCUUAUCGUUAUUUUACCUAUGGAAUGGUGGGAUUCAUGCUCAUAUUCGUCAUUCCUUCCCUGUUUCGUGUAAUGGGACUUUCUUGAUGGAGGCAUUUGCUUGAUGUGAGAAGGGAGGCGGACCAUUAACAUUUUUCAGAAAAGGUGCACUAGUUGAGAGAUGCAGAGAAGUCGCUGCUGAAAUAAUAUAUGGCAAGCAAAGACAGCUCAAAUCUUGGCUCUUAAGACCUAGAAGCUUCAGGUCCCUGGAAAACGCCAUGUGUAGUCUUACAAAAGGGGUAACAAACUGUAAACAUGCCGUGUGUGUGUGUGUCUAUGUUUGUAACGCAUAUAUACUGUUAAUGCCUCAGACUAUAAAUGUACCUCCCUUUCUUUGGAUGUAUUAAAGCAGGUAUGUUUAUAGCUGAUCCAAAAGUUUGAGCUGUGGUCAUUUUAAGCCAUUUCAUAUUAAGUUAUUUGUGUCUUUGGGCCACUUUUAUGUAGGAAAACUAUUCCAAUGGACCAACACUCUAAUGAAAUCUGGCUUAGAAAAAUGAGUGUUCCAGAUGUGUGUUCAUAUUCUAAAAUAACAUUUAAAUUGUGGAUACAAAACAGUUAGAUUUGGAUACUGUAUAUUUUGCUUGAUCCUUGUGCCUUUCUGUUGUUAAAGUAAAAAGCACCAUAUACUGUGAUGUUUAUACGAGAAAGCCCAUUAUUUUAUUUUAAAAUUAUACUGAAUUAAGCAGAUAUUUUAAAAUGUAGUUAGUCAUAUAACUAAUAAGGAUAAAGAUUUUAUCUUGUAUUUUAAAAGUAUGAAAAUGCAGGAAGCAGAAACUUAUAUUGGGAUUUAAUAGCUGUGAACAGAUGCUUAAGUCCUUUUUAUAGAUAUUUUUAAGCACAUUGUAUGUUAUUGGAAGAACAUAUAUUUUUCUGCUGAUUUAUUGUGUAAUAUAGACUUAUUUUGUUCCAAAGAAAGAGUUAAAAAUUACAAAUUUAAGCCAUGUGAAUGUUCGCUGUAAAUUGAUCCCCCCUACAUUCAGUUUCUUUCUGACGGAUCAGUUUUAACAGUAGAAAUUUCAGUAGAAACAGGCACAAAACUUGCAUAUUAUAAAUUGUCAAUUCUGCUUCCCAGUUAUUAGACUGCUGCAUUGUAUGGUCAAGACUAUGGCCAGCUGUCCUAUGGAAAUUGGGUGCUUUGGUAUCAGUUUUGGUUUUGAAAAAUCCCUCAGAAUGACCAAAAGAAAUGUCUUGAUGAAGGCUAUAUACUGGAUCAAAGUGAGGUUGCCCUAGCUAGGUUGUAGACAACAAGAAAUAAUGGAGAGGUCCUUGUGUCAGCAAGGCUGCCUAAUGUGGCUUGUGGUCCCUGGGAUCUCUGGAGAUCAGCCUCCAGCAGCCUAGGAACAAAAACCUUAUUAGCUCACCUUGCUGGAGAGCAAAGUCUGACUUGCCCAGAUCUGAGCAAAGGCUAGCCAGUGGUAAAGCGGAGCCUUUGGCAAACACCAGAAUUAACCAAAGCUUAAACCGAGAGUUUGUGCAUCUCUGGGGAACCUUCCGUCUUUCACAACAUACUUUUUUUUUGCCAUUUGUAAAAUAUGACUGAAUGUUCAAGACUGACUUUCCCCAUGACUUUUAUUUUAUUUUAGCGACAUGACUUUUUUUUUUUUAAGUUGGCCAAUACAUGGUUAAAUCAGCCAUAAAAUUCAAUAGGUCAUUUUGCCAUUAAGCACAAUGGGCUGUGGUUUGCUACUUCUGACUCUGUAAUAUUUGAAUGCUGAAAUAAGACAUGGGUGAUUUUGUGAACCUUAUGGAGUGUUGACACAGUUUUUAAAUUUGGAAUGGGGUAGAAGCAUACUGUUUUGCUGUGUUCUUCUGCGGGGUGGGGUGGGGAUAGAUUUGAAUUUGGAAUUGGAUUCUUUAUUUUGUUAUGAACUCAGCCUUGUACUAUAAUAAACUAACAGUUUAGGAAAACAGCAGGAUUUGUGUCCAGUGGCACCUUAGAGACCAACAAGAUUUUCAGGGUAUAAGCUUUCGAGAGUCAGAGCUCCCUUCUUCAGAUACUUCAGUGCUUUGACUCUCAAAAGCUCAUACCCUGAAAAUCUCAGUCUCUAAAGUGCCACUGGACUCCAAUCAUACUGUUCUGCUGCAAACCAAGACAGCUAUAUAUCUAAAGCUUAGGAAAAGGUACUGCCUUUCUAUACAUUGCCUGCUGUGGCGAGCAGUAAACCAUCCUUCAGUCCAUAGAUCCGGAGAUUUCUCCCAAUGUACAUUGUGAUGAUACACUGCUACAGAUGUGUUCUGAAGUAUACCACCUUGGUCCAGCUAGAGAAAUGGGAGGGGUGUGUGUGUGUGUGUGACUCGCUUUUUGUUUGAGGUGCAGUUCUGCAUGCCUCACAGUAUACUCUGUUGAAACUGAGGGACAAUACAAAAGCAGUUUGUAGCAGGAAUGAGUCUGCUAGUUGAAGGAAAGAGGUUGGCCCCAUUCCCUGGGAGUUGUGCAAGUCUCUCUCGCCUGAGCCAAGGCAGCCUUUUAAAAUCUUGGUUAUCAAUCAGUUGCAAACAGCUAACUUCAUUUUUUUUAUCAGCUGCUAAAGGGGAAUUUGCUUACAAAUAAGUAUCUAAGUAUUGGUGCACUUUUCCUUUCAGUUCUGUAGACUGCGAUCCUGUGCCUGCACAUUACAGAAUAAAUCCCAUUGAAGACAGCGGUGUUUACUUUUGAGUCAGCAGCAUCUGUAACUUUGCACCAUUGGGAUAAGUAUUUGCUGAAUGUGCAUUAAAAGGGGAAAAAAAGCUUUGGAGGGAACUCAAAUAGUUAUGAUGCUUUAAAACUAGAAAAUUCUCAGUAACCAGCUGGGAGAUUUUCCCUUUCAUAUAUCCCUGCGUAGUUAACAGUGGUGAGGAUCCUAGUAUUUAGAGAACUUGCCUCCCUUUACAUUUUCAUUUAAUGCACUUGGCUUUUCUAAUAAAGAAUGUUAACGUGAAUGGUAGAAAGGGCUGUACAGGGAAUGGCUGUUCUAAGUGAAUAACUUGCAGUCCCAUGUGGGAUUUCUUCUUCAAGUUUGACCAAUGUAACCAAGAACGCAGAAAGAAAUAGUUUUGCUGAAAGAGCUAAUUUCAGUGGGCGCGUGGUAAUGAGCAGUCUGUCUCCAGAGGUUAUUUUUUUAAUUGCACUGUAGCACAUUCUACUGUUACUCUGUAUAUUAUUUUUAAUGCUGCCUCCAGCCUUUCUCAAAAUGUGAUUCCCAUUUGCAUUUUUAAUUUAGUCUCUAUUAUAGAAGUUUUUGUUUAAAUUGGACUUGAAUGCCCUAACCAUUGAUCACUAGUAUAUCUAUACGAUUUGAAAAUAAAAUGAAAUGCUAGAA
Molecule: messenger RNA, 5336 nt
Organism: Eublepharis macularius
Lineage: Eukaryota; Metazoa; Chordata; Lepidosauria; Squamata; Eublepharidae
Gene: SGPP1
Product: sphingosine-1-phosphate phosphatase 1
Exons: 3
Coding region: 718-2085 (455 amino acids)
Biological process (GO): phospholipid dephosphorylation; sphingosine metabolic process
Cellular component (GO): endoplasmic reticulum membrane
Molecular function (GO): sphingosine-1-phosphate phosphatase activity
Source: RefSeq, a predicted model, not a curated record